Messenger RNA from Chelmon rostratus (copperband butterflyfish), 6946 nucleotides. It is a transcript of the gene akap12b, whose product is annotated as A kinase (PRKA) anchor protein 12b. Gene Ontology annotation, biological process: signal transduction; regulation of protein kinase C signaling. The record is from RefSeq and is a predicted model, not a curated record. The transcript is spliced from 4 exons. Bases 148 to 4488 code for a protein of 1446 amino acids. NCBI's taxonomy places the organism in Eukaryota, Metazoa, Chordata, Actinopteri, Chaetodontiformes, Chaetodontidae. Gene Ontology annotation, molecular function: calmodulin binding; protein kinase A binding. Gene Ontology annotation, cellular component: cytoplasm.
CCCCGGGGCGGAGCUGCGCUGUCGAGCUCGUCAUUUGGACGCUUUGGUGGAUACACGCUUCUUUGACACAGUCGCCUUUGGCGUGGAGAUCAUUCUUCUGUUUUUUAGACUGAAGACGAGAAGAGUUCACCUUCGUGGUUGUUCGCCAUGGGAGCAGAGAGCUCAGCGCAGCGGGACGGGAAGAGCCAGGAGGAUGCCUCAGCCUCCGCUGGGGAGCUGAGUGCGGAGGUGACCGCGCUGCAGGAGGGAGGCAGCGUCCUCGACAGCAAGCCUUUGCAGAAAAAUGGACAACUCUCCAGCAUGACCAGUGUGAAUGGACACUCAGAGGACAACACGCUGGCAGAAGUUGGCCAAGCAGAUGGUGUGUCUGUGGCUCAGAAGGAGGAGGCUCUUGAGACUAUGGACACCAUCCAGGAUGAAGUGGCCCCUCAAGUGAAUGGUGAGAAGGUGGAGAAGGAGUCUUCUGAUGUCAAUGACAUCUCUGCUGUUGAGGAGAAAGCAGUGGAGGAGAAACCUGACGAGGCCAGCGAAGUGGGCUUCAAGAAGAUCUUCCGCUUUGUCGGCUUUAAGUUCACGCUGAAGAAGGACAAAAGUGAGGAGAAAGACCCUGUGAAGCUACUGACAGUCAAAGAUAAAGAAGAAGAGGAGGUUAGUGGGACUGAUGAACCUACAAAAGAUGCAGAUGCUGCCACUGCUGAGGAGAAAGAGGCUCCAGCUGAAGAGAAGGAGGCUGAUACAGAGGCAUCUACUGCUGACGCCGAAGUCAUUAAAGAUAGUGACAAAGCUGAAACCACUGAUGCUCCAGCUGAAGGCACUACCACUGAAGCUGCUGAUGAAGCAGUAAAGGAGGAAGGAGCUGAGAAGGAAGUAGAGACCACUCCACCAUCCCAGGAGGCCACUGUGUCCCCCUUCAGAAAGCUCUUCAAUGCAGGACUCUUCUCUAACCUGAGAAAGAAAGCCAGCAUCAAGAAGACAAAAGAGGAGGAAGACAAGGAGGCAGCUGUUGAGGAGGAGGUGUCUAAGACAGAUGAAACUACUGCUGCUGAUGUGGAAGAAAAGGAGGAGAAAGUUCAAGAAACCAAUGAGGCGGCACAAGCAACUCCUGAGGGAGAAAAAACAGAGCCCAAGGAGGAGGCACCAGCUACUCCAGAGGAAACAAAAUCAGAGACUACCACAGAGCCUCAGGUCACAGUUGAACCCCCUGCUCCUGCAGCAACUCCUACCACAGAGACAAAACAAGAGGAGGAGAAGGCAGAAGCUAGUGCAGAAGUGGAGAAUGCUCCAGCAGAGGUGACCUCUGAGGCUGAACUGCUAUCCUCACAGGAGAAGGCAAAACCACAGGGAAGCCCCCUGAAGAAGCUUUUCACUGGUGCUGGCUUGAAGAAGCUCUCCACUAAGAAGCAGAAGACCAAGAAAGAUGCGGAGACCAAGCUCACUGAGUCUGGAGAGCAGGCAGCCGAGCAGCUUCAAUCCUCUACUGAAUCAGCAGAGCCUCCAAAGGCUGACAGCGGGCCCUCGUCUCCGGAGGAGUCAGGAGAGCAUGUAAUAGCUGUGGAGGUGACCCAGAAUGAGCCGAGCCACGAGGCUGAUGGCGAGGUUGCUUCUGAUGGAGAGAAAAAGAAAGAGGGUAUCAUUGCCUGGUCCUCCUUCAAGAAACUAGUAACACAGAAGAAACGUGUGAAAAGGUCUUCUGAGAGCGAUGACGAAGCCACAGGUGAGAAGCCAGCCAAGUCAGCCACCCUGUCCUCUUCUGAGAGUGCCGCGUUAGUAGAUAACGGUGUUGAGGAGGAGGCUAAGGAGGAUAAGCCAAAUGAGGAAGAGGCAAAGACUGAAACCACUGAGAAACUGGUCAGCAGCACUGAGGAGCCCAAAAAGAAAAUGGACACCUCUGUCUCCUGGGAGGCUCUGAUGUGUAUGGGUGGACCCAAAAAGAGGACUAGGAGGACCUCUGAUUCUGACGAUGAGGAGACCAAGAUUGAAGAGGAAUUGCCAGCGGCAGCAGAAGGGGAGCAGGAGGGAAAAACCGAGGCUGCCACUGACAUCUCCAAAAACACAGAGAGUGAUGGAGAGAUCAUUACCACCUCUGAACCUAUCAGCAGCCCCCCUGAGAGAGAGUCUGCCUGGGACACACUGAAACGCAUAGUUAUGUCAAAGAGUAAGGCCAAAGCUGAGGAGAAGCCUGAGGAAUCAGCAGAACAGAUCCAGUCAGACAGUGAAGCACAAAAAGAUGAGUCAUCUUUCUCUUUGAAGAAGUUUUUGCCUGGGCGCAGAAAGAAGAAGGUUGAAAAACAAGCCUCCACGGAACAAGGCUCAGGGGAGGAGGAUUCUGACACUCCAGCUGUGGUUCCUCUCUCAGAAUAUGACAACCAAGUUGAAGCUGAGAAGGAAGCAUCGGCAGAACUAGCUGCAGCCCAGAUCAAAGUGUCUGCUGAAGAGAGAUCCCCGUCAUGGAUCCCAGCCGUUGUGGAAGAUGUUGAUGAUAAGCAUGAUGAGCUGAGUGACAUUCCAGAGGAGGCUGAGAAUGCUGCCACGCCAAAGUCUGUUGACACCGACAUUGCUGAGGAUGAAACGGAGGAUGAAGCCACUCCGCCCCCUAAAGCUCUAGGCCGCAAAUUGUCCACAGCUGAGGUGAAGCCAGUCGAUCCCACUCCAGCUGCAGAAACUACUCCUGUUCCUCAGGGUCCCAAGCCGGAGAGUGCAGAGGAGGUUAUGGGGGGCGUAGAAUCCCAAAUCAGUGAAAUUCCACCCAAGACAUCUCUACUUGUUGAACAUAUGCCAAUAGAGACAGCUUCUGAAAAAAUAGAAUAUGAACCACCAACUGAGACUGCCAAAGCCACGACAAAUACCAUUCUGGAGCCGCAUGCUCAGGAAGAAGCCAUGGCUAUCUGCACUGGCCUAGGAACCAAGGAGAUUGCUAAAGUAUCUCUUGAGAAACCUGUCACACCCAUCAUAGAGUGUAUGACUGUGAUCCGUGAUGCUCUAAGCACAGAGGUGUCAAUGGAUGACAAGCCAGAAACUACAGAGGAAGCCAUUGUUACAGAAGAUGCGGUGCUCAAGGCCCAAGUGCAGCAAGUAGAAACCACUGAGCUUGAGCCUGUUGUUGAAAAUGUAUUGAGUGAAGUGGUAGACAUUCAAGCGGCUAGUAAGAACUCUGAACCUGAGAUUGAGAAGACUGGGAUUGUCUGCACUGCUUUGGAGGGGUCUGAAAUCCUUCAGCCUACUGCCAUGAGUGAGAACUCUCCUAAAGUUGAUGUAGUCGGUCCCAUUUCACCAACAUGUGAAACAGCUGUUUACACCCUGAGCCCAGAAGUCACAGAGCCAACUGUAGAAACCAAAGAGGUGAAAAUAGACACUGAGAAGCUUGCUGCCACUGAGGAAAAUACCCCUGUAAAAGAGAUAACUCAGGCCGUAUGCGACACCACGGUGGCCACUAUCACGAAGGAGGCUGAGACAGCCAUCCCUGUAGUUGUACCAAAUGAGGUUCCUGUUCCUGUUGUUACCAAAACAUUGGUCCUUGUAGCCCCUGGCAGUGUGGAGUCUGACGAAGUGACAAUAGGUGACAUUAAAGAGGACACCGAGCAGGCCAGUGAAAUUGAAGCUCAGAGCAUGGUCAUUACCCAGGCUGUCAUUCAGGUUGCCAUGGAUAAAGUUUCAGAGGACAUGACUGAACCCAAAAAGCCCACCACCCCAACAGCCACUAUCCCGGAACUAGUCCAGGCUGUAGCAACAACAGAGAAAGAGAUCAAAACAGAAACCCCUGUUAUCACCGACACCCCUGUCGCCAUUGUCUGCGACAAACCAGCACCGAAGUCACCUCAGCCACUCUUUGUUGCCAUGGAGGUCAUUGACGCAAUCCCUGUAGAGGUUACUGGAGAAUUAGAUGUCUCUGUAGAGGAGAAGACACCCAAAGAAAAGCUGAAGAAAGCUGUGGAGGUAAAAGUAAGUGAAGAAGCUGUUGUAUUGGAAGAAGUGGUGGAGAUGAAGACAGAGGGUCAGACAGGUAAAGACGUUGAAAAGGUCGAGGAGGAACAGGACAAAGAUGACACAGAUGUUCAGGAAGCAGAUGUGAAAGAAGCAGUUGUGGAAGUGAAACAACAAUCAGAAGAAGCAAAGUCAGAGGCCCCUUCAGAGGAGGACAAAGAGAAAGUGCCUGAGAUUCACGUCCCAGUCCAGGUGGUCCUGCACACAGCGCAGGUAGUCGAGGAACCGUCAGUGGAAGAAGAGGCCGUGGUAGAGUUCGACAACAGCGGUCCUGGGGCUGAAGACACCAACGUUAAAGAUGUCAGCAAACUCUCAACGCUGUCAGAAGAACCGCAAGCGUCAGCUUCUGCUCCCAGCCAUGUCACAGAGGCAGCAGCCAGCCAACCAGAGACAGAGAAAACAUCGUCGGUGAAGUGUGCCGAAGUGAUGGCGCAGGUGAUCGAGGUGAUUGAGGAGGCUGUGAAGGAGAUCGAGCCAGUGUCUACAGAGAUCACAGCAGCAUCAUGAGCAGCUGAAGAUGCAAGACUGAUGCCUGGGAGACGCACUGUCUGGACCAGGAAGUGAGUGAUGAGGGAGAGAGAGAGAGAAAGAGAGAGAGCGGCAGCUCUGUGGUAACACACUGAGACUGGGCUCCACCCAUCCCGCCCAGAGAGACUGAGUGACUGAGCAACAGCUCCGCCAUUCUCUCCACCUCCCCUUCAACCUGUACUCCAACCCCAUCCUGCAGCCCUGUCACCGCAACGUGACGCACCACCACCAUAUCCCCACCCACUCACUCACUCUCACACACACACACACACACACACACGCACACGCAUACUAAAGCAUGUCCCGUGCUUCAGAAGCAUCCCACUUGGCUUGUAAUCAGUGUGAUGUACGUCAGUGUCUCAGUGACUUUCUAUUGCCCUUGCUGCAAAAGACAGAAGUCUGCAAUCUGGUCGAGUGUGUUAUCUGUUCAUAUGUGUGUGCGUGUGCGUUUGUAGGUGUAUAGUAGCAAGAGUGAGAUGGUAUGAGAGAGUGAAGAGAUGGAGGAUUAUUAUCUUGUAUAUUGUAUUUAUAUCUUGAGUAUUCUUUCAUUCACCCCUGAGUUUUUUUCAGUUUUUUCCCCUAUUUUGUUAUUGUAUGAACAUUGUUGUCUGUUUUUAAAAUUCCCAUAUUAAGCUGUGAUACAUCAGGUAUUCUUUAGAGCAAAAGUAUGACAAUUUAACAGUUGUUGCUGUCUGAAAUUUAUCCAGUAAAAUUAAGCAAAACAAAUGUAAGACUGUUGCAUAUAAGUGACUGGUGUAUCACAGCGUUAAUAGUCAUAUUCAGUGAUUAUUUCAAGACUCUGUAGCAGUUAUAACUAAAACAUGGUACAAGUGUGAUUCCACAUACAGUAAGUGAUAACACUGACUGAAUAAAACAAGCAGAAGGCAGAAAGUAUGAUGAUAUCUAUCGGAAAUGUUUGACUUUUGACACAUUCUCCUGUCACAAUGUGUUCUCACUCUGCACCCAAACAAAAUACUUAAUAAGCUUCGUGUAGAUAAAAGAAAAAAAAAAACAUCGCUGCUUGAUUUACUGUGAAAAAGACAUUGUUACACAUUGCUUCAUGUAAUAAUACAAUAAAAUACUAUUAUAACACCCUCAUUUGAUCAUGUGGCAGAGGUAUUUGGUGUGUCAAGGAUAGGUGACGCAAUUAGUGACACUAGAAGAGUUGAACUGUGCAUGUAAGAAACACAAAACAUAUCAUGUUCACACUGUUUUAUAGCGGUUUUCUGAGUUACUGUGCAUGUGACAUUCUGUAUGUAUUAUUUGUGUGGAGCAGUUUGAAGUUUAACACCUUCCUAAAUACACUAUAUUUAUGUCUGAUGAAAACACAGUAUGUUGACGCCCUCUGUUGCCUACAAAAAGUAGUGCACCCUUAAGUCUUGAGUCCUUGCUGUCUUUUUGAUUUCAGCUGUAUGUUUUAACAAUGGUGUUAAGAGUAUGCAAGAGAUCUCAGCUCAGUCCAGUUUCAUGGGACCUGCUUCUCUGUUGUGUUCUUCACACAGGACGAUAGCUCAGGUUCAUUAAACUGGCACCAGGGAGGCACUUACACCAACUGCAUGGUACCAGAAGUAAAAACAAAAGCUCAUUUUAUCCUUAAUUUAAAAGCCAAAUCAAGUUAAGAUCAAUCAGGGAGUCAUGAUUUUUCCAUUGCUGACACCAGUUGCAUCAAAUUAUAUUCCUGAAGCAUCUGCUCUGAAACCUUGAGUCACGCAUCAAACCUAAGUAUUAAAGUCAGGGCUUAUUUUGCAAAUCUAUCAGCAAAAUGGGGGAUUUUAUUUCGAAUUGAGGAAUAUCUUGAACAUUCCUGGUAUUCAAUUUAACCACCAAAGCAAACACGUGACGAUGGGCUACGCUGGUGUUUAUUUCCUACCAAAUUUGUCAAACUUGCACUGUGCCAAUCAUUCUGAUGUCUUGAGAAUUAACUGUGAGUGCUUCUGUAAUCAUUUGAUUUUAAUUUGAUCGCUGUCACGAGCAGCUCUGGAGGCUCACAUUUCUCUCAGCUUUAUGACCAAACUAGAGUAAGAUCAGGAAGUACGGACCCCCUGUUAGGUCACCUCUUCCCUUUACUUUGACUCUAGAGGGUGUGUCACAUCCAUACUUGCUUUAUGUAAAGAUUAAAAUGAUUAAAAAAAGACAGUGAACUUCAGAUUUUUGUUUUUGUCGCAUAAUGUAAAGCAUUAAGUUGGGGCACCUGCCCACUUCAGUCCUCCUUGCUUUUUGUAACACACUUAACUGUGAACCUGUUAACAUUUGUACAGAUUGUUUACCUACUGUAUGUACUUAAAAUAAUAUUGUUGUAAUAUUAACUAAUAACCUGCAGCCAUUUAGCAUAAUAUUCAUUUAGCAUGGUCUCAGCUGUCUUUUAUAUUUUCCAAGCUGUUAAUAGUAAGGAUACAGAAACUUGUCUAUAUUUCAUUCAAUAAAGUUAGAGAAAAUU